AUAAAUAACAUACUCUAGAGAGAGAGAGAGAGAGAGAGAGAUUCUGGUUGUCGGAGAGGCCUCAGAGGAAGUUCAGAGAAAGAGAGAGAGAAAGAGGUGCAGAGAUGGAGGAGGAUCGAGAGGAGGAAGACAAGUUCGACGAACAGCCGGAAGAGGAGGAGCUGGGUUCAAGUCUCACCAGGGAAAGAGUGGCCGCGGCCAAGCAGUUCAUUGAGAACCACUACCGGUCGCAUAUGAGGAACAUACAAGAUCGCAAGGAGAGACGUUGUGUGUUAGAAAGGAAAUUAGCUUCUUCAGAUGUCUCUCAAGAGGAACAGAUCAAUUUAAUCAAGGAUUUGGAACGAAAAGAAACUGAGUAUAUGCGACUUAAACGGCACAAGAUUUGUGUUGAUGACUUUGAGUUAUUAACCAUCAUUGGGAGAGGAGCUUUUGGAGAGGUCAGAUUAUGCCGGGAAAAGUCCUCUGGUAAUAUCUAUGCCAUGAAAAAAUUGAAGAAAUCAGAAAUGCUUAGCAGGGGUCAGGUUGAACAUGUCAGAGCUGAAAGGAACCUACUUGCAGAAGUUGCCAGUCACUGCAUUGUGAAACUCUACUAUUCAUUUCAGGAUGCAGAUUACUUGUAUCUGAUUAUGGAAUAUCUGCCUGGUGGGGACAUGAUGACACUGUUGAUUAGAGAAGAUACCUUAACUGAAUGUGUGGCUAGAUUUUACAUUGCUCAAAGUGUUCUUGCCAUAGAGUCAAUUCAUAAACAUAACUACAUCCAUAGAGACAUUAAACCUGACAACCUUCUAUUGGACAAAAAUGGUCACAUGAAGCUCUCUGAUUUUGGUCUUUGCAAGCCUCUUGACUGCAAUACACUAUCUGCUAUAAAUGAAAAUGAACCAAUGGCUGAUGAAAAUCUGAGAGAAUCAAUGGAUGUUGAUGGUUGCUUCCCGAAUGCAGCAGAUGGUGGAAGCAGGUGGAAGAGCCCCCACGAACAGCUUCAGCAUUGGCAGAGGAACCGGAGGAAAUUGGCAUUCUCCACAGUGGGCACACCAGACUAUAUUGCACCAGAAGUACUACUGAAGAAAGGCUAUGGCAUGGAGUGUGACUGGUGGUCACUAGGUGCAAUAAUGUACGAGAUGCUUGUUGGUUAUCCCCCAUUUUACUCUGAUGACCCAAUAACCACAUGCAGAAAGAUUGUGCAUUGGAGAAGUCACUUAAAAUUUCCCGAAGAGGCAAGGUUGACCCCUGAGGCAAAGGAUCUUAUCUGUAGAUUGCUAUGUGAUGUUGAACAUAGGUUAGGUACUGGAGGGGUGGAUCAAAUAAAAGCUCAUCCUUGGUUUAAAGAUGUUGUAUGGGACAAACUCUACGAAAUGGAGGCAGCAUUUAAACCAGAGGUCAACGGGGAGCUAGAUACUCGAAAUUUCCUGAAGUUUGAUGAACUCAAUCCUCCGAGUGCUAAAAGAACUGGCUCUGGACACUCACGAAAGAUGCUAUUGACUCCCAAAGAUUUGAGUUUUGUUGGCUAUACAUACAAGAAUUUUGAAGCUGUCAAAGGGCUACACCAAUCUCUUGAUCUGAAGAAUACUUCACCAAUACGGCUGUCUGUGGAUUCUGUAAUGAGUGAUUCAGCAGUGGACUACUCUAUGAACCCCGCAACUGAAGAAACAGAAACACAUAUGCUUACAUCAGGUGAUGGCAUGUCACCAUAAGAUUUCAUGAAUCUUGCUAUGUAAUGCAUCUUGUGACGCGUGAGCCCCUCUGAUGUUGAUGGUUGAAAUGCCUGCUUAUUUUUAGUCAGGCCUCUGCAGAGCCAUCGUCUGUGUACAGUGGUGUCUUAAGGUACUAAACAAAGCUCAGUUAUGGGCUGGUAGUGGUAGUAGCAGCAGUGAUAUUAGCAUUGGUAGUACUUAACAGUGCAGACUUUGUCCUGAGCAAUGAGAUGAUUUGUUAUGUCCUGGCUGCCCAGGUUGGCUGAGUAAAACAUGCCUUCUCUUGUGGCAGUUUCUGGGUUUUAAAUCUUUUCCCUUUUAUAAAUUUUUUUUAAAGAAAGAACUUCUCUGACAUUCAAGAACCCAGUUAAAUAUAUUGAUGUUAAGAACAUUACUGAUAAUUUUUAGUUUGUAUGUAUUGAAUAUCCUUGGGCUUUCGGUACAGGCAAAGACGAGUGAUUGCAUUUCAAUGGUUGAA
Telopea speciosissima is the source of this 2169-nucleotide messenger RNA. RefSeq names its product serine/threonine-protein kinase tricornered. The record is from RefSeq and is a predicted model, not a curated record. NCBI's taxonomy places the organism in Eukaryota, Viridiplantae, Streptophyta, Magnoliopsida, Proteales, Proteaceae. The coding region runs from base 105 to 1691 and encodes 528 amino acids. Gene Ontology annotation, molecular function: protein serine/threonine kinase activity; ATP binding. Gene Ontology annotation, biological process: intracellular signal transduction; peptidyl-serine phosphorylation. The transcript has 13 exons.